AUGGGCUCUUUACCACACAACAUUAUCAUUGUCGGCGCGGGGAUCGCAGGUAUCGCUUGUGCUCUUGCCCUGUCGCGGGAGCUGGCUCCAUUCGUGCCCGACCUCACCAUCACGAUUUACGAGAGACAUGAUAUCCUGUCCACAUCCGGUGGUGCGAUCAACCUGACGCCCGUGGCUCAGCGUCAUCUGGCGCAGCUGGGCGUUUUGGAAGAACUUGACCGCAUGGGUCCUGAGGGUGGAGCGGAAGUGAAUGCCAUCGAGCUCUACUCUAUGCGUUCCGGUCGCUCAGUUGGGUCGAUUGAUUUUGUCGAUCAUGACGGCAACGGCUUUGGAGGCUAUAAAGGGCGCAGAGUCAUGCGCAUCAUGCUUUCCAUCGCGAUGAUAACCGUGGUGGAGAGGACACGCAAUGUUGAUAUUGUUUUUGGGAAAAAGGUCGUCGGGGGAGAAGAGCACGGAAGGAAAGCUGUGGUACAUUUCCAAGAUGGAUCAGAAGCGAUUGGAGAUCUGGUCAUCGGAUGUGAUGGCGUCCACUCCGCAGUUCGAACCCGUUGGGUGGAUCCCGACUGCCCGUCCCAAUACACAGGCAUCUCGUUCUUACAAACCACCAUCCCAUCACAAACAAUCUCCUCGCCUAUUCACUUCCGCUCAUCAGCGAUGAACUACUCACGCCAUGGAACCAUUCUGACAAGCUAUUGUGACCGGAAUCAGGAGCAAAUCUUCGCAGCUGCUAUUAUACAGUUCAGCCAGGAAGACUUGAGCUACCACAAGCUCGACUCGGGUCAAGAUUGGGCGACCCAACAUCGCAUUAGAAGUGCUCUGCGACGACAAAUGCAAGAUCGCUUCUCAAAGUCCUCGAUCCCCUGUAUCCGGGAGAUGGUGGCCAGCAAAGCAGACUGGAUGCUUUAUCCAGUUUAUCAAGUUCGGCCCGGAGGCCGAUGGUGCACGAAUCGCGUUAUCCUGCUAGGCGAUGCAGCUCACGCAAUGCCUCCACGAGAUGAGUCCGCCGCAUACGCGCUAGACGAUGCCAUUUUGUUCGCACGUUUACUGGCCCGCUAUCGAUCCGAGCCUUUGUCCGAGGUUUUUGAUGCUUAUGAGGGCCUCCGUCGUGACAAAAUCAAUCAUGCAUUCAAAGAAUCUGCGCGCAUGUGGGACCGGAAUCGGGACAUGGGUAUGCUGGAAAGUCGUCUCAAGGAAUGGAUGAUGCCGCUGUACCUCCGAAGUCACCGGGAUGAACGCGAGGCGGCGUGGGAGUUCGAUGCAACCAAAAUCAAUCUUCCUACACCUGCGCCGAGUGACGAUUUAGUCAGCUUGCAUUCAUUUCUGAAAGAGCACACGGUAUGA
This is a messenger RNA of Penicillium longicatenatum, 1341 nucleotides long. RefSeq names its product FAD-dependent oxidoreductase. The record is from RefSeq and is a predicted model, not a curated record. The transcript is spliced from 2 exons. Bases 1 to 1341 code for a protein of 446 amino acids. Gene Ontology annotation, molecular function: FAD binding; monooxygenase activity. NCBI's taxonomy places the organism in Eukaryota, Fungi, Ascomycota, Eurotiomycetes, Eurotiales, Aspergillaceae.